GGAACAGAGACAGACGGACUGCAGUGAUGGACGGCUUCUCUCUGAACUCUAAAAAGAGACUGACAUGAUCCUCAAACUUUGAAUUUGAAAGUGAAAGCAAACACUGUACACACUUUAUAAACAACUAUAGCAAACUAAAGACUACUAGGAACAGGACUAUGGCGUCAAAACACUUCUCAGAAGAGGAUUUAGCCUGUCCUGUGUGCUGUGACAUCUUCAAAGACCCUGUGCUGCUGUUAUGUAGUCACAGCUUCUGUAAAGUCUGUUUGCAGCAGUUCUGGGAAACUAAACGAUCCAGAGAAUGUCCAGUCUGCAGGAGAAAAUCAUCAAUGGAACAUCCUCCUCUUAACCGCCAUUUAAGGAACCUGUGUGAAACCUACUUACAUGAGAGAAGUCAGAGAGCUUCAGCAGGGUCUGAGGUGCUCUGCAGUCUGCACAGUGAGAAACUCAAGCUCUUCUGUCUGGAGGACACACAGCCUGUGUGUCUGGUGUGUAGAGACUCCAAAACACACAAACACCACAACUUCAGUCCCAUCAGUGAAGCUGCACCAGAUAUGAAGGAGGAGCUCAAGAUCAAACUGGAGCCCCUAACAAAGAAACUGAAGACCUUUGAAGAAGUUAAACUCCUCUGUGAUCAAACAGCAGCACACAUUAAGACUCAGACCCAGCACACAGAGAAGCAGAUGAAGAUGGAGUUUGAGAAGCUUCAUCAGUUUCUACGAGAUGAAGAGGCAGCCAGGAUAGCUGCACUGAGGGAGGAAGAGGAACAGAAGAGUCAGAUGAUGAAGGAGAAGAUUGAGAAGAUGAGCAGAGAGAUCUCAACUCUUUCAGACACAAUCAGAGCCAUAGAAGAGCAGAUGGGAGCUGAUGAUGUGACUUUUCUGCAGAAAGCCAAGAUCGGGAACAGCAGCAUCCUCAGGGGACUACCCUCCCAGUUUAAGUGUCAUUAUUUUAAGUUGAAGAACUUUGAGGUGGAGCUGGGGAGGAGGUGCUUGUGUGCUAGAGCAUGGAAACCCGACCGAAGCCCGAUGGGACCCGUCGGAACCCGACGGGUUCGGUCGGAGUCGGACAGAUAUUUAGAACUUAUGUUCGGGCUCGGGUCGGACCCGGACACAUCAGCGCGAUAA
Molecule: messenger RNA, 1127 nt
Organism: Sardina pilchardus (European sardine)
Lineage: Eukaryota; Metazoa; Chordata; Actinopteri; Clupeiformes; Clupeidae
Product: E3 ubiquitin-protein ligase TRIM35-like
Exons: 6
Coding region: 159-1127 (322 amino acids)
Biological process (GO): protein ubiquitination
Cellular component (GO): cytoplasm
Molecular function (GO): zinc ion binding; ubiquitin protein ligase activity
Source: RefSeq, a predicted model, not a curated record